Molecule: messenger RNA, 849 nt
Organism: Microthlaspi erraticum
Lineage: Eukaryota; Viridiplantae; Streptophyta; Magnoliopsida; Brassicales; Brassicaceae
Source: the annotation of a GenBank genome assembly
AUGGAUUUCAUCACGACCAGUUCCCUGCGUGCUCUGAUUGAGUUAAAUUUCCAACGCAACUGGAACGGCCUAAUUUGGAUGAGUAGAAAAGGAGUUAUAACCAAAAGGGUGAAGACUGUCCAGACGGCUCUAUCGAGAAAGCAGCGCCCAACCGCGCAGUCCGGCUGGCCGAGAAACUAUUGUUUCGCGCUCGGCCAAAAUCAUAUCCGUCCGUCUGAAGUCUCGGCCAAAGUUCGAAGUCAACCGGCCGAUCACAAAUCGCGACCCGGGGAAUUUUGCCCCGCGGUCGGCCAAGCCACCAUCACGUCACGCCACGCCGCGCACGACCAUGCCGCGCGAGCCGGUGAACAAAGCCUCGCGGCUGCGCAACUGAUGAAAGGUAUUUGCGGUGGAUGUGUGAAAAGAUAUGAAAUGAGAUGGUGGAAUGCAACAGUGCUCGAUCGAGUUGAAGCUUGGCCGGUCGAGUUGAGGAACUCGACCGGUUGGUCGAGUAGACGGUCGAGCUGGUCUUCAAGAUGGCUUCUCCCUUCUUCCUUUGCGUAUCCAGUUGAGCUGCUUCCAUGUGCCAAGUCCCUCCAUGCUCCUCAUGUCCCAUAUGCUCCAGAAUGCUCCAAAAGACCUAUUUCAAAGGACCAAACAUGCAUAUAACUUCCUAGGGAGAGGCUUCUUGAGUGCCCCCCAAAGAACUGGGAGGCUAGGUCGUGGUCUGGAGAUGGGAGACGGCCAUCAGGAGCACUCCAUGCAACUGGGUUGCCUCUUGUGCUCACUCGAUCGAGCUUGCGGCUCCUCUUCUCCUCUUCUUCAUCUCAAAGUGGUGUGGCUUCCUUGGCCUUGGUGGAGCAUGGCUAG